Peromyscus eremicus (cactus mouse) is the source of this 1388-nucleotide messenger RNA. RefSeq names its product RAB40B, member RAS oncogene family (gene Rab40b). Gene Ontology annotation, cellular component: endosome; synaptic vesicle; plasma membrane. Gene Ontology annotation, biological process: intracellular signal transduction; protein localization to plasma membrane. The coding region runs from base 81 to 920 and encodes 279 amino acids. Gene Ontology annotation, molecular function: GTPase activity; GTP binding. The record is from RefSeq and is a predicted model, not a curated record. Lineage: Eukaryota; Metazoa; Chordata; Mammalia; Rodentia; Cricetidae. The transcript is spliced from 6 exons.
GCGUUGCCCGCCGGCACUCAGGGACCAGCCGCCGCCUGUGCUCAGCUUGGGGCCGGCAUGGGAGGGGUGGCCGGGGCGUCAUGAUGAGCGCCCUGGGCAGCCCUGUGCGGGCCUACGAUUUUCUACUUAAGUUCCUGCUGGUGGGCGACAGCGACGUGGGCAAGGGCGAGAUCCUGGCCAGCUUGCAGGACGGAGCAGCCGAGUCUCCUUAUGGCCACCCGGCUGGAAUUGAUCACAAGACGACCACCAUCCUGCUAGAUGGCCGAAGGGUGAAACUGCAGCUUUGGGACACCUCAGGGCAGGGGAGAUUUUGUACCAUAUUCCGCUCGUAUUCCAGAGGAGCACAGGGUGUGAUCCUGGUCUAUGACAUUGCCAACCGAUGGUCCUUUGAUGGCAUCAAUCGAUGGAUUAAGGAGAUUGAUGAGCAUGCCCCUGGGGUUCCUAAAAUCUUGGUGGGAAACCGGCUGCACCUGGCAUUCAAGCGGCAGGUGCCCACUGAGCAGGCCCAGGCCUACGCUGAGCGCCUGGGUGUGACCUUCUUUGAGGUUAGCCCUCUGUGCAACUUCAACAUCACAGAAUCCUUCACGGAGCUGGCUAGGAUCGUGCUGCUGCGGCAUGGGAUGGACCGUCUCUGGAGACCGAGCAAGGUACUGAGUCUGCAGGACCUCUGCUGCCGUGCUGUGGUGUCCUGCACACCUGUGCACCUAGUGGACAAGCUCCCUCUUCCUGUUGCCUUAAGAAGCCACCUUAAGUCAUUCUCUAUGGCCAAUGGCCUGAACACCAGGAUGAUGCAUGGCCGCUCCUACUCCCUAACUGCUAGCUCCAGCCACAAGAGGAGCAGCUUCUGCAAAGCCAGGACCAGCCGCCCACCCCAGAGCCCACCCAGAAACUGUACCAGGAAUAGCUGCAAAAUUUCUUAGGAACUAGAAUUGGUGGCACAGGCCUAUCAUCCCAGCUACUCAAGAGGCUGAAGCAGGAGGAUCACAUGCUCAAGGCCCACCUGGGCUAUAGAAUGAGUUCAAGGCCAGCCUGGGCAACUAGUGAGACCCUGCCUCAAAUUAAAAAGUAAAAAGAGGGCUGGCUCUCUAGGAGAGUCUGGAGGACAGAGACCAUUCUAGACCCAAGAAACAUAUUCUCCAUCUCUUACAGUAAUGAUGCUACUUCAUUUGGAAUGCCUAUGCCACUGAUGUAGUAUGAAUGCCCAGUGCGCUGUGACUGACACUUCUGUGUGGAUGUGCAUGAAGCUCUUGUUCUAGACUUGUGUGUACAAAGGGAAAAAUUAAUAUUCUGCCCUACUCUUGAUAAUAUGAAAUUAUGGAUGUUGCUUUUAUCAUGAUUGCUGUGCAACUUUUUCUGUAACUGCUUUUAUAUGGCUGAUAAAAUGUGUG